AUGAUUAGAAGACUACAUAUACUGAAUAUAAGGUAUUUUACUAGUUGUCAAAGGAUAAGUAACCAGUUGAGAAGAAAUGAUGAGAAAUUAGAAUCACCAAUUGAAUUAGCUAAAGAUUCACACUUCCCCUUUAUUAAACAAAAUUUGUAUAAAAAACAACCAAGACAACCAACUAAGAAAGCACCAUUUUUAUCAGAAUUAGAAGAUGAUCCAAAUCAUAUAUAUUUAACGAAUUGGAAAAAAAAAUUAGGUCAAUUUGUAAUUUCAACAUUUAAUAUGGAUAUGGAUAGAACAAGAUCGGGUCCAGUUGCUGGUGGUAUUUAUUUUGCAGAAUGUAAAAAACAAGCAUUAUAUUAUCCAAAUGAACCAUUAUCAAACACUGCUAAAUUUUAUUAUGAAACUUUAAGAUUACCACAAUCAUUUUCACAACAAGUUCAAAUUAUUAUAUUACAUUAUUGGAUUUUAUCAGUUAGAAUGAGAUGUUUACCAUAUAAAUAUUCAAAACUAUAUCAACAAAAAUUAGUUGAUCGUAUAUUUGAAGAUUUAAAUAAUAGAAUGACUAUAGAAUUAAAUAUUAAAAGUGGUAGAUUAUUAGAAGGCAAUCUAAAAGAUUUUCAUACUCAAUUAUUAGGUUGUGUUUUAUCAUAUGAUGAAGGUUUAAUGACAGAUGAUAUAACUUUGGCAAGUGCAUUAUGGAGAAAUAUUUUUAAUGGUAAUGAGAAUGUUGAUGUUAGACAUGUUGAAGCAUUAUUAGUUUAUGUUAGAUCACAAUUAUAUGUAUUAAGUAAAAUGACUGAUCGUGCUUUUGGAUUUGGUAAAUUUAAAUUUGUACCUCCUGAUCAAAUAGUACAACCAAUUACGAAGGAACAAGAAGAGGUAAUUAAACAAAAGACAAAGGAAGAGUUUCAAGAUAUGACAUUACCAAGUCAAAGAAGUGUAUUAUCAAUGGAUGAAUAA
This is a messenger RNA of Insectozyma verbasci, 957 nucleotides long. The record is from the annotation of a GenBank genome assembly. NCBI's taxonomy places the organism in Eukaryota, Fungi, Ascomycota, Pichiomycetes, Serinales, Debaryomycetaceae.